CUGUGUAGCCGCCGCGCUAUCCCGAGCCUUCCUCCCGAGAGCUGCCCCGCUCGUGGCAUUUGAGUGUGGGGACGGAGGGCAGGAAGGAGGCUGCGGCCGCCACCACUUGCUUGUAGCUGACUGACUGACUGGACUCUUGCGUCUCUCUGGAGUAGCCGGAGGAGAUUCAGCAGCGCCGGUCCCUCAAGAAACCCCCUCGCAGCAGGUUCCCCAGCCCGAGCGGGGAGGGUGUCUUUGGCAGCCCAGCGCCACCGCCGCCGGGGAGAGGGUGAAGAGUUGGUGCCGCCGCUGAAUUUUUAAUGGAAAAAUGGCGUUCUCCGCUCAGACCUGCGGCGCAUCUUGCAUCGUCCCGGCUCUGUGCAGCCAAAUAAUCCUGUGCCUCGUCCUCUCGGCUCCCGCCGCGGAUGGCUACAGCUUCCCCCAGCAGUACACAAUGCAGUAUUGGGCCAGAAGACUGGAGCAAGAGAUUGAUGGCGUGAUGAGGAUAUUUGGUGGUGUUGAUCAGCUGAAACGGAUCUACGAUGAAAAAAAGAGCCUGUUUGAUGUAAGAGAGAAUGUCCCAGAGAAAAUAGUGGAAAAGGUGGCAGAGGACAUUGAGAGUCUGUUGGCCAAGAAAGUCCAGGCAUUGAAGAGAUUGGCUGAUGCAGCUGAGAAAUUUCAGAAAGCCCAUCGUUGGCAAGACAACAUCAAGGAGGACGAUAUUGAAUACUAUGAUUCCAAGGCUGACACAGAAUAUGAAGAUCCAGAUGGAGAAGAAAUUGAAAAAGAAAAGUCCAACUCCCUGAAACUGGAGUUCACAGAAGAUGCCAACUUCAAAACGAAGGUUAACUACUCUUACGCAGCUGUGCAGAUACCUACAGACAUCUACAAAGGCUCCACAGUAAUCCUUAAUGAACUUAACUGGACUGACGCCUUGGAGGAUGUAUUUGUUGAAAACCGAAAAGAAGAUCCAUCUCUGCUAUGGCAAGUCUUUGGGAGUGCCACAGGCGUGACUCGCUUCUACCCAGCCACUCCUUGGAGGAUGCCCAAUAAGAUUGACCUGUACGAUGUCCGACGAAGACCUUGGUACAUUCAAGGCGCCUCAUCCCCAAAGGACAUGGUGAUCAUCGUGGAUGUGAGUGGCAGCGUUAGUGGCCUGACACUGAAACUGAUGAAGACAUCAGUCCAUGACAUGCUCAACACUCUUUCAGAUGACGACUAUGUCAAUGUGGCUUCCUUCAACCAAAAUGCACAGCCUGUAUCUUGCUUCAAGCAUUUAGUCCAGGCAAAUAUUCGCAACAAGAAGGUCUUUAAAGAAAAGGUGGAUUUAAUGGAGGCCCAAGGAACCACGGACUACAAGGCUGGCUUUGAAUAUGCCUUUGAACAGUUGCAAAAUUCCAACAUCACAAGAGCCAAUUGCAAUAAGAUGAUCAUGAUGUUCACUGACGGAGGAGAAGAUCGAGUGCAAGAUGUGUUUGAGAAGUACAACUGGCCUAACAAGACAGUGCGAGUGUUCACCUUUUCUGUUGGACAGCAUAACUAUGAUGUCACUCCUCUGCAGUGGAUGGCGUGUGCCAACAAAGGAUAUUAUUUUGAAAUUCCCUCCAUUGGGGCCAUCCGAAUCAACACACAGGAAUAUCUGGAUGUUCUAGGAAGACCUAUGGUCUUGGCAGGGAACAAAGCAAAACAGGUUCAAUGGACCAAUGUCUAUCGGGAUGCUUUGGGUCUGGGCUUGGUCAUAACAGGCACUCUGCCAGUGUUCAACCUCACUGAAGAUGGCAGCAGUGAAAGGAAGAACCAGCUCAUCCUCGGUGUUGUGGGGAUUGACGUGACUCUGAAUGACAUCAAGAAGCUGACGCAGCGAUACAAUUUAGGGGCCAACGGCUAUAUAUUUGCUAUUGAUCUGAAUGGAUAUCUAUUGCUACACCCAAAUCUGAGACCUCAGGAGGCGGGAGAAUUCCAGGAACCUGUGACCCUGGACUUCCUUGAUGCUGAACUAGAGGACGAGAACAAAGAGGAGAUCCGGAGAAGCAUGAUAGAUGGAUUUAAGGAUCAGCGAUACAUCAAGACUCUGGUCAAAUCUCAAGACGAGAGAUACAUAGAUAAAGUCUACAGGACCUAUACCUGGGCUCCUAUCAAAAGCACAAACUAUAGCCUUGGUUUGGUCUUGCCACACUACAACACGUAUUACAUCCAAGCUAUCCUCAAUGACCAGAUUCUCCAGGUGAAGUAUUUUGAAUACCUGCUGCCAAACAGCUUUGAGUCCGAGGGACAUGUAUUCAUUGCUCCAAGAGAAUAUUGCAAAGACCUCAGCCAGUCGGACAACAACACUGAAUUCCUGGAAAACUUUAUCGCCCUCAUGGAAAAGGUGACGCCUGACUCCAAGCAAUGUGAUAACUUCCUCCUUCACAACCUCAUCCUGGACACAGGAAUCACGCAACAGCUGGUGGAAAGAGUGUGGAAGGACCAAGAUCUUAACACGUAUAGCCUCUUAGCUGUGUUUGUUGCCACAGAUGGUGGUAUCACCCGCGUCUUCCCUAACAAAGCUGCUGAAGACUGGGAAGAAGACCGGGAGCCCUUCAACGCCAGCUUCUAUCGGAGAAGCCUAGAUAACAAAGGCCACAUCUUUAAGACCCCUUACAGGGAUUUCAACUACCGAGGGCUGGAACUGGAAAACAACACAGUUGGGAUCCUUGUCAGCACAGCAGUUGAGCUCAACUUUGGUGAGAGGCACCUGAAACCAGCAGUGGUUGGAGUGAAACUUGACCUGGAGGCAUGGGCGGAAAAAUUUAAAGUCCUUGCAAGUAACCGAACAGAAAGGGAUCAGCUGGGGACACGAAGAUGUGACCCCUCCACAGGCUGCGAGAUGGACUGUGAGGCUAAUUACAAGGACCUCCUUUGUGUUCUCAUCGAUGAUGGGGGUUUUCUGGUACUUUCCAACCAGGAGGAUUACUGGUUCCAGGUAGGGAAGUUCUUCAGUGAGGUGGAUGCUCACUUGAUGUCUGCUCUCUACAACAACUCGUUCUUCACACGGAAAGAAUCCUACGACUUCCAGUCAGUCUGCGCUCCAGAACCUCCCAGCAAUACGGGAGGCGGUCCGCGUGGGGUGUACGUGCCAACAAUGGCAGAUUUCCUGAACCUGGCCUGGUGGACUUCAGCAGCUGCAUGGUCUCUGUUUCAGCAGUUCUUGUAUGGACUAACCUACGAUAGCUGGUUUCAAACAGAGGAUGUCUCAGCUGACAGCAUGGAAUCCAAGGAGACCAGCUGCAUCAUGAAGCAGACCCAAUACUAUUUUAGCACAGUUGACUACACCUACAACACCAUCAUUGACUGUGGGAAUUGCUCCAGGCUAUUCCAUGCACAAAGGCUUGCUCGCACCAACCUUCUGUUUGUUGUAGCAGAAAAGCCAAUAUGCAGCCAGUGUGAGUCCACCAAGCUUCUCCAAGCGGAGAUAAAGGCUCCACCGGGAGAUCCCAAUCAGUGUGAACUAGUAGACAAGCCACGGUAUCGAAAAGGUCCCCACAUCUGUUUUGACUACAAUGCAACGGAAGAUACCUCAGACUGUGGAAGAGGGGCCUCCUUUAGACCUUCUUUGAGUAUCUUGUUAUCUCUGCAGCUCCUCCUUCUCUAUUUGACUGCCAGUCGCCAUCCGCUGCCCUUGGUGUCUUGCCUUUGAAACAUCCAUUUAGUCUAGCCCAUUCAUUUUUGCUUUGUGCACCAUCUCCAUUCCCUCCAGACUUGCCAGAAGAGGGCAGCUGCCUAGUCCCAUCAACUCUGGUUACACCUUGGCACUCACUCAUGAGGACCUUCUCUUUCGUCAUUCAGAAGUCCAGAAGCUAUUCUCAUUGUUUGUUUCUUGUUUCCUGUCAUCUUCUCCUUGCCCUUCCAGUGUCUCUGCACAGCAGGUUGUGCAAACAGAGCUCUGAGCAAGACUUUGGGAAGCACCAACCAUUGCGACUUUCUCCACACAGUGAACAUCCUUGAGCUUUGAUUCAUUGCUCCCCUUUCCACCCAUUGAGCUGUGGCCAAAUAACAAAGAACAGAGGCCUCGUAAGUUUUUCCCCCCAUUGAAUCCAUGGAAUUCUGGGAAGACCUUUGCCAGUUUUCAUCAGGAUAUGUCUUGACAUUUUAUUGUCUUAAAAGUAUUUAAUCAACAAUGCUGACAAAUUGCUAUUCUGUUUGAAACAAUUUACGUUCCCAUCCCAAUCAUGCAAACAGCAGCAACAACAAAAUUAUUCAAUAGAACAGGAAAAAAUGGUAUAUUCUUGCCAAAUUGGUUCUGUAGUCUAGUUAACUUUUCAGCCAAUUUAAAUGGCUUAUUAAACUCAAAAGUAAUCCUAGGAUGUCACCACGGCAUCUCCAUCCCACCCAGCCCGCUCUGUGUUUUCCAAGGCCAUCGCUGCUGAAUCUCUCAUUAGUUAGAUCCCAUCUCAAAUCAAUUUUUAAAUUAUUAUUUUUAGCCUGAGGAUUUUAAUCUAGACCUUUUUACAUCUAAUUUCCAAGCAUUUUAUCCUGACAAAUUAUAGUGUUUGUUGUCAGCAACAAAGACACAGAAGAGAAAAAAAGAAAUUGACUUGAAUUUUAUGGUCAGUAUUAUUUAUUUAAACUAACUCGCACCAUACUGAGAGGACUUGGAGAACAAGCAGGGGAGAAGGAAGUGUGUAAAGAUCCUUAGGCAUACUAGUAACCCAUGCAUGGUUGGAGGGCACAGUGGCUCUCGCUGUCUUUAGCAAAAUGAAUAGAAAGACAGAGUAUUUCUAGUGGGCAAGAAACAUAGCCAAAACCCAGCAGUCCCUGGCUUAAUUUUUCCCUUGCCAAGCCUGUUCCCUGCGGAGCCCAGAAAUGUUUAAGUCCAUCAAGAAAACAAGAUGAUCUCUUCUGCUUCCCCAAAUCACUGUGAAGACUUCAUUUUGGGAUUUUUGCAGCGUUCUACCCUUGAGGUGGACAAAGGGUGGAGUUGGCCAAGACAAAGGUGACCUUCUUCCCAGUCCCUUUUCUUCUAAAGGAAAUUGUACACCAUGAUUGGCAGCAACAAUGUGUGCCAAACCAAGGUGAUAGCUAAAGGUUUUCUUCCUGGACUUUGUGCAGAAACCUGACUGCACCUUUAGAGUGCCCUCCAUCCAUCCAGUAUUGGAAUCACAGUGGUGGCCAAUGGGCCACAAGUAGGGCUCUAAAAGCAGAUGUUUUGCAGACAGCUAAUUGUCUCCAGUGUCCAUGCGGAGAAAGGUGAAAGAACUCUGCAUCGUAGUGAAGGUCAUGAUGACACCUGCCAUUUACCUCAAACUCACAGAACACUUCAGAUGACUUUGCAGGUACAUAUUUCAUGGCUGGGAGGAUUAUUACUGAGAACAGCCACAUAUACUGUUGGAAGUUUGAAAACAAGAGUAAAACUUGAGUUCAUCACCCAGUCGCCGCAAAAGCUGCUUGCUGUUUGAGGGCAGGCUAUCUGAUUUUGUGCCUGUUAUUUCUGCACAUACAGUGAUACACAUACCUUGCCACUUAAUGAAAACAGCAAGGCUUUUUCAGUCCCCAGAGAACUCAAAGAUUUCUUUCUCUUCAGCCAAAUAUCCCCCCCCCCCAUGCAUUGCUUCUGUACUCAGAGUAGCCAGCAAAGUGGGAAGGAUCCUGUCUUGUUUCUGCUGUGUGUGAUGUCAGAGCCACAAUCACAUCUGGGCAAUGUGAAGAGCAGCAGCACUAUGCAACAGUGUAAUGCAACCCCAUCAGUAGGAAGUGGUUAAGUGCGCUGUCAAUAACUCUGAUGGUGUUUCCUUGCAGCACAAUGUGAUGUGAUAGGAGGAUGAAAUGUCGUGCAUAUCUUGGUGCACCUCAUUUUGACUUCACAUGUUCAUUUUCUCAGCCAAAAUUCUUUCCAGUGAAUCCAAAUCCUGGCAUAAAACCUAUUGUGAGUAAUUACAAUGUUGUGAAUUCCAUUUGCCUUCUUAGAAGGAACUCUAGAAAGCAAAUAACGGUGCUUGAACCUGUAAGUUUCUAGGCAAAGCAAGCUUGCUCAACAAUGUGUGUGAAUGGGAACUUUCUGUAACCCUGGUUUGGUGCUUCAGUUCUAAGCCAAAAUUUUAGGGAAUGUCUCUUGGAAAGAAUGUGGCAUGCCAAACUCCUAUGCUGGUUACAUCACAAUUUAUUGUGCAGAUUCUGGUGGCCCCACUGUCAAGGUGUUUCAUUGCAAGGCAAAUGGCAGGAACCCCCUUAAAACCUGAUUCGUCUUGGGAGGUUUUGAUUCACCCAAACAGUCCCAAAGAACAUGCUGCAAUACACUACAGGUGUAUCUUCAGAGAACGCUGAAAAUGGAUUUUUGCGCUCCUGAUCUGGUAUGGUUUGAAUGGGGGUAAAAAAACAGAUCACUGCUGUCAUGUGCAAAGUAGUAGUACAAUGUAAAUACAUGAAAGAGGGAACUAUUUGUUGUAGAAAAAAAUCAUUUGAGAGAUCUGGAAGCAAACCUUUAGCACACACACUGAGGUGCAGUUGCUUUCUUUCUAGUGAUCCUUGUUCUCGAGAUCAGAAAUAGUUUCUUAACCUUUCAAAAACUAGCUCUGUCCCAAAUCCACUGUCUAUAUACCCCCUCCCCCGCUCUGCACCAAAUGCCCUAUAUUCCAAAUCACCAAUACUGUCUGAAAGGACCUUUUCCUCCAAGUCUCCCACUGUUCUUCCCCAAGCUGACUUAUAUACACAAUGAUACCACUGGUGCUAAGGUUAAGAGUUUUGCUUCAUUGGCCUUGUGUAGAUUUCUAGAGAAGCAAACUGGGAAGUUACAAAUAGCUCCAACUCUACCAGACACACAGUAGAGAGAGACAGAACCAUUACUCCUUGAGUAGACUUCCAGUAAUAAUCAAGUGUACUUGUUGUGGGUACAGUCCCAGUAUCUUGCAAGUCUCUUCUGGGCAGAGACUGCCAAAUUGUGCCAAAUUGUGUGAUUGUUUUUUGUGAUGUGAGCAACUGUCUAUAGUGUGCUUGGCUGAAAUCCCCCAGGUUCAUUCCCACUUUGGUCCGACUAAAAGCAUAGUCUUUCCCGAUGCCACUUUGUCUGUGACUCUGUUUGGCUAGUGCUCUGGAGCCACCAUAUGUUCCUAGGGUGUACUUCAUUAGUAAGAGAGAUUCAGGGAUGGAGAAAGCUGGAGCAUAGAUUGGGAAAUGGCAGUGCCUGUCAGCUAAAUGAGAGGUGGUUUCAUAAAAAGGGCCUUGCUCCACUUUGGAGCGCUUUUGACCACAGACAGUAUGGCUACCACUUCUCGGUUGGUUGCUAUCUCACAGUCACUCAAUACCUGGUUUACUAUCCACUGGGAUCAAAUCAAGGUCUUUGUAUUGUGUUUGAACUGUGACUGAUCCCCUUAGAGAGGUGUUUUUCAAACUUGUACAUGGCUAACCUGCCUCAUUACAAAUUUUCUAGGCAUAUUCCACCGUUCAUUUAUAUCAGCAGCAGUGCUGGGAAGGUUAGUGUUAUGGCCAGAACAGCCUAUAAUGGAAAUAAAGAAAUAAUAAUAGCAACAGCUAAAUGUUUUGCAUCCAUAAUUCGUACAGCUAUAGCUUAAAAUUGCCAUCACUCCUCCCCUGGCGUGUACCUGUUUCCAGCCACUUUGCUGCAAAAAGGCAUACAUACCACUGAUUUGAUCACAAAUUCAGUUCUCGGGCCUGCCCCUUCCCCACCUUCAGGUUGGAUAUCCACUUUUUAAAAUAUAUAUAUUUUAAAGCAUAUGCAUCUUUCUGCAGUUAACCCCCCCCCUUUUUUUAAAAAAAUUUA
Molecule: messenger RNA, 7732 nt
Organism: Zootoca vivipara (common lizard)
Lineage: Eukaryota; Metazoa; Chordata; Lepidosauria; Squamata; Lacertidae
Gene: CACNA2D2
Product: calcium voltage-gated channel auxiliary subunit alpha2delta 2
Cellular component (GO): voltage-gated calcium channel complex
Molecular function (GO): voltage-gated calcium channel activity
Source: RefSeq, a predicted model, not a curated record